UGUUCUUUCUGUGUCCCCCACCUCUCCUUCUUUUUCUUGUUCAUGUUUUUGUAUUAAUAAUGCAGCAGCACAGCAGAUGUCUUAAUUAUUCUUCCAUGAUUGUUUUUUGUUGAUUUCAUGUAAUUAUUACUAACGCAACGAAUUGCUGUUGUUGUCGUCGUCGUUAUUACAAGCUAAUUAAUUAAUUAAUAAAGUGCACCAAAUGACGAUGAAGAGGUUUGUCUCAUGGUACCCUGUAAUGGUUCUCAUGACUAUCGAUCUUGCCUUUGCCAUUGCCAAUAUACUUCUCAAGAAAAUCGUGAGCAAUGGGACCGAUCAUUUGGUGUUCAUCACUUUUCGACAGGCGAUUUCCGCGAUUUUUUUGUCGCCUUUGGCCUACUUCUUGGAAAGGGGAAAGAGGCCGAAGCUCACCGGAACCAUAUUGUGGCAGCUCUUCGUGAGCGCGAUCAUCGGGGCUUCAGUGACGCAAUAUCUCUUCCUUCUCGGCAUCGAAUACACUUCCGCGACGUUCUCUUGCGCCUUCCUCAACAUGGUCCCCGUCGUCACAUUUUUCAUGGCCUUGCCAUUCCGUUUGGAGAGCGUAGACAUAAAUCAUAGCGGCGGAAUUGCCAAAGUUGUUGGCGCGGUGAUUUGUCUCGGAGGCGCCAUCUUGCUCACGGCGUAUAAAGGGAUUCCUUUGUUCCACUUCUCGCAAGAUGAUCAAGUUACCCGAUCAACGGGACAACAUUAUACAGAGAUAAGUCCUAGUAUUGUAAGGUUAAGAUGGGCGAUCGGUUCGUUGGCCCUUUUUGCGGCCACAAUAUGUUGGUCAUCGUGGUUCAUUCUUCAAUCCUAUAUCGGGAAGAAGUAUCCGUGCCAAUACUCGAGCACGGCUAUCAUGACGUUCUUCAGCGCCAUACAAUCGGCAAUCAUAGGCCUCUCAUUCCAAAGGGACCUCUCAGUAUGGAUUUUCAAGAACAAAACAGAUAUCUACAUUGCCCUUUACGCCGGGAUGAUCGGGUCGGGGCUGUGCUUCGUGGGGAUGACAUGGUGCGUCAAGAAGAAGGGGCCGGUGUUCACGGCGGCUUUCAGCCCGCUCGUGCAGAUAAUGUCGGCGGCGUUCGAAGUCCCGGUCCUCCACGAGCAACUUCAUCUUGGAAGCUUGAUGGGAUCAGUUGCCAUAGUUGUGGGACUGUAUAUUCUGCUCUGGGGAAAAGACAAAGAGAUAAAGCAGCAGCAGAAGAAGAAUAAUGGAUUAGAAUUAGUGUCGUCACCUCAUAAUCAAACUGAAGUCGACCAAAAAGAUUCCAACACAGACUUCCAACCAACCAAACUACAAGUUUAAUUCAUUAUCAUCAUACAUAUUAUGUCAAGUUAUUUUAAUGGAGAAGAUAUUAUUUAUAUAUAUAUAUAUAUUCUG
Messenger RNA from Andrographis paniculata, 1399 nucleotides. RefSeq names its product WAT1-related protein At3g30340-like. Gene Ontology annotation, cellular component: plasma membrane. The transcript has 6 exons. The record is from RefSeq and is a predicted model, not a curated record. NCBI's taxonomy places the organism in Eukaryota, Viridiplantae, Streptophyta, Magnoliopsida, Lamiales, Acanthaceae. The coding region runs from base 203 to 1324 and encodes 373 amino acids. Gene Ontology annotation, molecular function: transmembrane transporter activity.